GUUCAUUAGCUUUCUUUGGCUUUAGAAUAUCUUGUUGUUUUUUCGCGUUAACUGUACGAUCUCAUCAUUUUUUAAUUGUUUAUUUAUUUGUUUAAAUUUGUAGAUUGUUGUAAUUUGUUAUCUAGUUAAUAACAUCAUGUUUUCACCGAUUUCCUCGCUGCGUGAUGGAUCCUUUCUUACUGGCAAGCAAUUAGUUAACAAAAUACGAGAGUUUAAGGAGGAACAUAAACUCAAGAAGAAUCUCAACGUUUCCAAAGACAAAAUAAUAGUGCAACUUCUGGGUGAAAUAAAGGAGUUAAAGUUGCAAGUUGAGUCUAGUGAUUACAAGCUUAGUCUCAAUGAAGAUUUGAUUGCUUCACAAACUUCAGUAAUCGAAGAUUUAAACACCAGAAUUGAAAGACAAUCCUCCAGGAUAAAGGAGAUUGAGCAAUCUUCCUAUGAAAACCAAAAUUCUAUCAUUUCUAAACAGUCAACAAUUUCAAGUUUAGCUUCUAAGUUGGAUGAGGCAAAAAAGAUCAUUGAUGAUCAAAACUAUGCUCUUGAACAAUACAAGGAAAAAAUGUACAACAUGAAAACAGAGUUCGAAAAUAUAAAGAAAGCUUUAAAAGAAAGAUAUUUAGAGAGAUUGGAACAAGCCGCCAAAGAGAUGGAAGAAGAGCGAGAAAAAAUGAAUAAAAAGUUAAAGCAGACCAGAGAGUUUUACGAAGCUGAAGGAAAUGACUAUAAAAAACAAAUCAACCAACUAAUUGAGGAAUUGGAUCUUCUUAGAAGGGCUGAUUUCAAUAUAUCAAAGCCAACGCCAGCGAAAGGUCGAAGACGAGGUGGCUUAGCAGCCUCUAGAGAUUUCAGUGAACUUAAGGUUCGAAGAGGUCGAUCUCAAGCUGCUAAAGCUAAAAAACAAGACAAUUCAAAACCAGGAUGUUCUAAAGAAACUGUUGAAACAUCAGAACAAGAAACAAUUGCUGGUAGCAAAGAGUCGCCAGAUAAAGAGGAAAUAAGAUCAUUAUCCCCAAUGGCGUGGUUGUCUCCGAAUCACUGCAGAAUAGAAGACGACGACGACAAUUUAUAGAUUGAAAGAUUCCCCAAAAGGUUCAGUAAUUCAAAUCAUUGUUCUUAAAUUAGAAAAUUUAUUAGAAAGCAAAAAAUUGUUCAUAUUCAAUAAAAUUUGUUUGAAAAAUGAAA
Molecule: messenger RNA, 1182 nt
Organism: Tetranychus urticae (two-spotted spider mite)
Lineage: Eukaryota; Metazoa; Arthropoda; Arachnida; Trombidiformes; Tetranychidae
Source: RefSeq, a predicted model, not a curated record